Nannospalax galili (Upper Galilee mountains blind mole rat) is the source of this 4194-nucleotide messenger RNA. Its product is annotated as 60S ribosomal protein L39-like. Gene Ontology annotation, biological process: translation. The coding region runs from base 2319 to 2507 and encodes 62 amino acids. The record is from RefSeq and is a predicted model, not a curated record. Gene Ontology annotation, molecular function: structural constituent of ribosome. NCBI's taxonomy places the organism in Eukaryota, Metazoa, Chordata, Mammalia, Rodentia, Spalacidae. The transcript has a single exon. Gene Ontology annotation, cellular component: cytosolic large ribosomal subunit; ribosome.
GCGGGGCUCCGCGGUAACAGUCAGGGGCGCAGCUUCCUGGUGUCUCCUGCGGUGAGUGGUGUUGGGCGGGCUCUGUUCAGGGGAGCAGCGGGUUGGAAGACGCUGUGCAGCUGUAGGCCUGCCUCACUCCUCAACCUUCCGGAGCUGCGGGAGAGGAGGACGCAGGUCGGCUGUAGGGCUGGGAGUCGCGGGGUGAUUGGAGAUGUCCCGGCCCCCAGCUCCCCAAACCUCCAAGUCCUAAGGUCCCUAUCCCCCAGCGUCCUAAGGACCUUGCCCCCCAGCUCUCUAGACCUCCCAGUCCUAAGCACCCUAGUUCCUCAGACUUUACAGCCUUAAGCCCCCAGUUCCCCAGAUCUCCCAGUCCUAAGGCCCCAAACCUCCCAGCUCCCCAAACCUCGCAGCCCUAAGGCCCCUGGCCCCCAGCUCCCCUAGACCUCUCAGCCCUAAGGGUCCCUGUCCCCUGGCUCCCCAGACCUCUCAGCCCUAAGGGUCCCUGUCCCCUGGCUCCCCAGACCUCUCAGCCCUAAGGUCCCUGGCCCCCACCUCCCCAGACCUACCAACCCCUAAGGCCCCAGUUUCCUAGACCCUUAAGCCCCCUGGCCCCCAGCUCCCCAGACUUGAAAAUUCCAAAUCCCCCCAAGUUCUCUGUUCCCCAGUUCCCCAGGCCUGCAGCUUCCAAGCUCCAAGAUAGGCUGUAGAGAGUGUUGGGGGGGGGGCUUCUUCCCUCCCUCACAAGGAUAAGAAAAUGCAAAGGAAUUGGGAAGAGGCUUUCUGCCUGCUCUAGAUGUCUGGGAGGUCCAUUUAGGAGGCCCCAGGAAGGAAGAGGUGGACCUUGUCACAAGGGGACCGAUGACUGUCCCUAAGGAACAGUCAGAAUACACCAGAAGAGAGCAAGGUCUGAAGCCCAGGAAUACCCAUUCUCGUGUGAACCCUGGAUAGAAUGAAGGAGCCAAGAAAAGCCUGAGGAGGAGCAGCUGGUGGUGGAAAGAAAACCAAGAGGCUGGGGAGGAGGGAGGGGGAGGAGGGAGUGGAGGGCUCCUUUGGAGUGCAGCUCACAACCGCCUCUGCUUCACUGGGUAACCCAGUGGGUGCUGCUGGUUCUGUCGAGGGCCUGGUAGAGCUUUGGAAGAAGCUCUCUGGAGUGGAUCAGAGCACUUUCCUCUGUGAGCCAGAUACUCAGAUGUCAGAGGUCACCUGGAAAGCAGACAUUAACCUAACCAAGAAAAUGAGAAUCUAAAGGGAAUGAGCGGGGGCCAGUGGGACUGGGAGGAAAAUCUGUUACUGGUUCCAGAAGAUAGCCUAGCUGCCAGAAGGUGCUGAGGUGGGAGAGGACCCAGCACCUCCACACAUGGAUUUGCACAGGAUUGCCCCUUGAGGUGUGUGUGCUGAUAAGGGCUGUUGACCCUCUGAGUGGUGCCAUACCUAGAGCUACACCUUCACAGAAGCCGAUCAGAAGGACUAUCAGUGAAGCAAUCCUUUAACAACUCAGUAGGAGCCAGGCAUGGUGGCACAUGCCUUUAAUGCCAGCACUCAGGAGGCAGAGGUAGGAGGAUCACUGAAUUUAAGGCAGUUUGGGACAGUCUGUUUAGCGAGUUCCACGCCAGCUGGGGCUACAUAGUGAGACCCUGUCUAAAGAAAAAAGCCUCAAUAGGAAAGUGGUCCAAAGUGAGCAGACUUGAUCCAGACAGAAUACAAAUGACCAUGAACUUAGAAGAGAUGAUCUCAUAAUGAGAAAAACCCCAUGGCAGUGUACUGAUUUGGAAAAUUCCUGAGGUUGGUCAGCAUAGGCUGCAGGGAGGCAGAGAGAGAACUCCUGAGCAGGCAUGUUGCCACCCUUUGAGGGAGGAGAGGGGUCUUCCCUGUGGUCCAGGAGUUCAGUCUGGGAGUUGUUGCCUGCUGUGUAUACUGCUCAGUGUUGGUCAAGGCCGUUUGCUGCAGCUGCUUUCAGAAGACGAAGCAGCCCAGGUGCCCAUCCCUGGGAGAGUUGGUAAGUAUGCGGUGUGUAAGUAUGCGGUGUGAGCCGACCAUAAAGCAGUACAGGUGAGAAAUGGAGACUGGGGAGGUAGCUGGUAGCUUGCCUUGUGUGAGUGCCUGAGUUCAGUCACAACCUAUGUUUUUAAAAAGUGGGUGCACACAUGGCAGCUAACUGUAAUUUCAGUCCCAGGGGAUCCAACAGCCUCUUCUGACCUCCGAGGGCACUGCACGACAUGGGUGCACUUUCCUACAUGCAGGCAAUACAUGCAUACACAUAAAAUAAAAAAUAAAAUAUUUUUAAAAAGUGGGUGCAGAUGGAUCUAAAUGUGAUCUAAAUCUAUUGUAUGAAAUUCACACGCUUGUCUGGGCGUCUCAUCAAGUCUUCUCACAAGACUUUCAGAAUCAAGCGAUUCCUGGCUGAGAGACAAAAGCAAAAUCAUCCUAUUCCCCAGUGGAUUCAGACAAAAGCCAGUAACAAAACCAGGUGCAGCUCCAAGAGAAGACACUGGAAGAGAACCAAGCUGGGUCUGUGAGGAUUCACAUACCAAGGCACGACUGCUGUUUAAGCUGAAUCAUGGCCAUCAUCAGGCCUACCAAACGGAGCUGAAAGGUUUUAUCCUGGAGAUUUGGUCAAAUCAGGAAUCUGACUUGCUUUUUUUAAAUCUGCUUUGUAUGAGUGAAUUGAUUGGUUCAAUAAUAAAUAUGUAGAACCUUCAAAAAAAAAACACAAGGUACACAAUUGGUCAGUCACGAGAGAAAUCUUGCUGGCAAUAGGAGAAAAAUGGAGGUAGAUACAGGUAAAGCACAAGUUUAAGCUUUAAUGUACUUCAAAACGGUAAAUGACGAUUGGGUGCGUGAUGCAGAUGUUUAAAGGGCUGCCUCACAUCCUUAUCUUCCAGAUGCCAAAUCCUCUUGCCAUAAUGCGAUCACAUCUUUAAUACCUGUCCAGAAACACUUUAUACAUGUCUAAAUGCAUAUUUGUGAGCAUGUACUUUCUCCCAUUUUUACAUCAAGGGAGGGCAGCAUACAAUCACAUUCUGCACCUUGUAACUUCCACUUAGUAUUUUUGGGAUGCUUUCAUGAGGCAUUUUGGUUUUGAUGGUACUAUUGUGUUCCAUUCAGUGGAUAUUUACAUCUUCAAUGUCUUGCCAUAUUGGACAGUGUCCUGACAAGUGUUCUUCUGCCAAAGGCACUUCGUUCCUCUGUACACUUAUCCGAGGGACUGAGUCCUAGGACAGCUGGGGAACGCACUCCAAUGAUUAUAGUGUGAAUGGCCAUGCUCAAAUUGUCUCCCAAAUUAGAUGUGUCCGUUUCUACCCUACCAGGAACAGAUGAGUGCUAUUGCCCCAAAGCUUCACCAAUAAAACAUGGCACAAAGUUUGGGACUGUGUGUGCCCAAAUUCAUGACUCCUAGGCCCCAAGAUAGUGGUGUUUGGAGAUGGACUUUGUGGAGGAAAUGAAGCCUGGAUAGGUUCAUGAGUGUGGGGCCCCUGUAAUGGACUGGUGUCCUUGUGAGGAGACAGAUCUCGUUUUCUGUGCCAUGCUGCCCUCUGUAGACGGCCAGUGCUGGCUCCCUGAUCUCGGGGUGGCUCUGCAGCAGAUAGUAAGACACAAAGUGUUUUAUCUUUUCUCUCCUUCAAAAUGCUGUCUUUGUGUGUGUUCUAUUUACGGAACGUCUAAAGCUGUGCCAAAGCUUUAAGUUCAGCGAGCGCUGCAUGCCCACUGCUGACCUCAGCAACUCCCUUCCUGACACUCUCCACCACCCUGGGACCUGCAAGUUCUGUUUAUACCCCACACCAAAAUGUAAAAUCUUCACACAGAUUUUAGCCGAUGAUACACCCGUGUAACACGUUUCUGUCAGCCCAGGAGUCUUCCAUAAAUUCCAAGUGGAGGUUCACCUGCCCUCAGCACCUUUUGCCCCGUCUCCUUGCCUCCAACUUGCUCUGUCUGCAUGUGGCCUGAGUCAGGCGCAGGUGUGCAGCUUGCAGGGUCUGGCUUCCCCGGCUGCAGAGGGAUCUGUGCGCCCUCCUGUGUACCACUUCACUUUCCACGCCACCAGUGUCCUGCAUUAGUACUCCCCUCUGAGCGUCCACCUGUGGCCAUGAGGACACUUUCUAGCUUUGUGGCAGUAACGGCUGAAGGUACUGUGCAUUAUAGUGUGUUUUUUUUUUAACUUUUAUGUAUUCUUAUGGUGUAUUGCCUGCAUGUAAGUGCACCCAU